Molecule: messenger RNA, 1074 nt
Organism: Acanthosepion pharaonis
Lineage: Eukaryota; Metazoa; Mollusca; Cephalopoda; Sepiida; Sepiidae
Source: the annotation of a GenBank genome assembly
AUGUAUCUAUCGUUAUAUCUGACUCUCUCUCAGUCUGUCUAUCGAUCAAUCUAUUUGCGUCUUUUCUAUUUCGUUAUAUCUAUCUAUCUAUCUAUCUAUCUAUCUAUCUAUCUAUCUAUCUAUCCUUUUUUUCCAAUCAAUCUAGCUCAAUCCUUUUUCAUUCUGUCUAUCGAUCAAUCUAUUUGCGUUUUUUUCAUAUCUAUCUAUCUAUCUAUCUAUCUAUCUAUCUAUCUAUCUCCUUUUCAUUUUAUCAAUCUAUCUAUCUCAAUCCUUUUCUUUUUUUUAUCUAUCGUUAUAUCAAUCCUUUUUCAUGUAGUCUAUCGUUAUAUCGAUCUCUCUCUCAGUCUGUCUAUCAUCAAUCUAUCUAUUUUUCUAUAUCUAUCUAUCUAUCUAUCUAUCUAUCUAUCUAUCUUUCAUUUUCCAAUCUAUCUAUCCUUUUUUAUAUCUAUCGUUAUAUCUGACUCUCUCUCAGUCUGUCUCUCAGUCAAUCUAUUUCGUCUUUCAAUCUAUAUCUAUCUUUUUCAUCUAUCUAUCUAUCUAUCUAUCUAUCUAUCUCCUUUUCAUUUUCCAAUCUCUAGCUCAAUCUUUUUCAUGUAUCUAUCGUUAUAUCUGACUCUCUCUCUCACUCAAUCCUUUUUCAUGUAUCUAUCGUUAUAUCUGACUCUCUCUCUCAGUCUGUCUAUCGAUCAAUCUAUUUGCGUCUUUUUUUUAUCUAUCUAUCUAUCUAUCUAUCUAUCUAUCUAUCUAUCUAUCUAUCUAUCUUUCAAUCUAUCUGACUCUCUAUCUUUUAUCUAUCAAUCUAUCUUUCAUAUCUAUCUUUCUCAAUCUAUCUAUCUUUUAUCAAUCUAUUUUUCAUGUAUCUAUAUCUAUCUAUCUAUCUAUCUAUCUCUCAAUCUAGUAUCUAUCUAUUUUCUAUUUUCCAAUCUAGCUAGCUCAAUCCUUUUCAUGUAUCUAUCGUUAUAUCUGACUCUCUCUCAGUCUGUCUAUCGAUCAAUCUAUUUGCGUCUUUUUCAUAUCUAUCUAUCUAUCUAUCUAUCUAUCUAUAUCUAUCUAUCUUUUCAUUUUCCAAUCUAG